Linum trigynum is the source of this 6502-nucleotide messenger RNA. The record is from the annotation of a GenBank genome assembly. Lineage: Eukaryota; Viridiplantae; Streptophyta; Magnoliopsida; Malpighiales; Linaceae.
GACUUUAUGGAAAGGCCAUUUUCCUUGGAUUUUAAAGGCGACGGAUCACAGAUUCGGUCUUAGGGUACUCUCCACCAAUGAUGAAGUCUACUAAUCGCCGAUUUUGGCAGAAAUUUGUCAAAUUUUUUCGGAGGGCAUUUUCGUAAUUUAUAGGCAAUUUUUUUGAAAGGCGUUUUCCUUAGAUUUUGAUGGCUGCAAAUCACAUAUAUUCAGCAUGACACUGUCCUUUAGAGAUGAAUAAGUCUAUUAAACACCGAUUCAGCGAAAAUUUUCCAUUUUCAUAUAAAAAAAAACAACCAGAUAAUUAAUUUAGACUUUCUUCGAAAAAUUAGUCUCAAACCGACCAAUCCAACUCGCUCGAACAACCAAACAACGCAUAUGUAGUAUGCAAUUCCUUUAAGCUCUCCCUUUCCCUCAAAAGUGAAUCACUCUAAGGUAAUAGCCUUAAGAAAUAGGCAAUAUUCAUCUGUGUAGUCAAAACUUUGACGUUUGUGACAAUAAUAGCCACUUUUUGGGAAAUACCAAUAAUAGCCAGAAUUUUGAAUGUUUAAUGACAAAUCUAGCCAUUUUCGUUACAUAAUUUGACGGCGUCAGUAACACCGUUAGUCAAAUUAACGGAAUGCUGACCUGGUUGCCAACUCACCCUCUCUUUCCUUUCCACCUCAAUCUUCGAUAACAGGUGGAUUGCCACGUCAUAUUUAAAAUUUAUUUUUUUAAUUAUUAUUUAAAAUUUAUUUUUUAAUUAUUAUUUAAAAAAUUUAUUCUCAUUUUUUUUUCCCUGACUUCAUCUUCUCUGAUUGAAUUUCUCCCCCUUUUCCUUCUUUAUUGAACUUCUCCCCACGACACUCACCGGAAUCUACGAUAAUCGCCGAUUCCACAUCACCCAAUUGCAUAAAUUUCUGAGGAUGGCAGAUGGAAAAGUUUUUUGGUUGAAAUUCUUCCAGCCCCAAAUUUCCAAAUCCCUAGAUAAACCUUAUGGGUGGUGUAGGAAAUGUAUAUGAAUGUAUAUGAAUAGCUUUGAAAGCUAUAGAGUCUCUAGUGGAAAAACUACCACAUUGGUAGUUUUACUUGGUGAAAUGUGUAUAAAGAUAGGAGCCUCUCUCCCAAGGGCAUGCCCCUUGGGGUGACCCACUUUUGUGGGAGAGGGAGGACCUAAUGGACCACCACACACGCGCGCCGUCCGUCCGGCCGGUUGGUUGGUUGGUUGGUUGGUUGGUUCACUUGAGACUAUAUAUAUAUUUUUGGAGAAAUUCCGAACGAAAUUAAUUAUUUAAUAAUUAAUUAUUAAUCUGUUAUUCUGAGGUAUAUUCCUAAGGAUAAUCGAUUACAACGGAAUAUUCGAAGGAUAAUCCCUCCGGGUUUAUCUUAUAUCUUAACCGACGGUUUUAAUUAAGGAAGUAAUUAUCUUCCUUAAUUAAUCCGACUUAUUCCCCAAGCAAGAGGGUAUAUUCCUAGGGGUUCGGCUCCUAUAAAUAGCCGCCUCCCCAGCCCCUCUAAACACAUCACAACGAGCAGAAACACAAUAGAGAGAGUGUUUAGAGAGCUUCGGUUUUCGCACAAAACCGCGAGUAUUGAGAGGAGCUGUUUUAUCCUUGAGACGACCGGUUGAUAGUCUGCCGUGCGCAUCGAAGGCAGUGCCGCGAACGUCUUAAAGAAAGCGACCUAGUCCGCGACUCAGCUCCAGAUUCGGUAACCUCAUUCCUUUUGUUGUUCCGUUCCUAACAAUUUUAAGACGUUCGGCUGCUGCUAUGUCGACUGAACAGAACAACAUGGCCGGAUCUGGUGCUGUCGAUAUCAAUCGACCCUUUCGCUUCGUUGGGGUCAACUUCCGUCGCUGGAGGCAAAAGAUGGAGUUCUACCUGACAAGCAAGAAGCUGGCCCUCUGCCUCACCAGCAUGCCUGUCGAGCUGCCGGAAGAAGCGACCGAUGAGGAGAGGGCUGCUUCUGCCAGGGAAAGGGAGCAUGACUUCCUGUGCAAGAAUUACAUCCUCAACGGCCUGGCAGACGAUCUGUACGACUACUAUGCGGACAGUAAGAACACCGCGAUGAUGAUCUGGGAUGCGCUUCAAAAGAAGUACGACACGGAGGAGGCUGGAGCUAAGAAGUAUGCUGUCAGCCGCUACCUGCGCUACCAGAUGGUGGAUGACAAGUCCGUCGAAGUUCAGUCCCACGAACUUCAGAAAAUAGCUCAUGAGAUCGUCUCUGAAGGUAUGCCUCUGGACGAUCAAUUUCAAGUUGCUUGCCUUAUUGAUAAGCUGCCCCCUUCGUGGAAAGAUUUUAAGAAUAUGCUUAGGCACAAAACCAAAGAAUUUUCACUGGAAAGCUUGAUUACUCGCCUAAGGAUUGAGGAAGAGUCCCGCAAGCAGGAUAUGAAAGAAGAGGUGAUGGUCGUCACUGCUAAACGACCCACUCCUAGAGCUCUUAAACCUAACCAGAAAGGGUUUAAGAGUAAGAACCAGCAGGUCCGCCCCCACCAGAAUGGUGCCUCUCGAGGUAACCAAAGGGUCAUGGCCCAAACCUCUAAGAAUGACCCACCGUUUAUCUGCUAUAACUGUGGAAAACCGGGUCAUAUGGCAAAGAAGUGCCGGAACAAGCAAAACCCUGCCGCUGCGGCCAGGGUUAACUUGACAGAAGAGGAUUUGAUAGCCAUGAUCACAGAUAUGAUCGCUGAAGUUAACCUCACCGGUGACUCAGAAGGAUGGUGGCUGGAUACAGGUGCAUCGAAGCAUGUAUGCAACAAUCGUGCUAUGUUCAAAACAUACACAGAAGCACCUGCUGACAAGAAAGUAUUGUUGGGGACUACCCACACUACUAUGGUUGCUGGUUCUGGUGAAGUGGAGCUGAACUUCACCUCUGGGAAGAAAAUGGUGCUCAAGGAUGUGUUGCACACUCCAGAGAUAAGGAAGAAUCUUGUUUCGGGAUAUCUUCUUAAUAAGGCUGGGUUUAAUCAAACUAUUGGGGCAGACUUGUAUACCCUUACUAAGAAUGGGAGUUUUGUGGGAAAAGGAUAUGCAUGUAAUGGGAUGUUCAAGUUGAAUGUCGAAAUUAAUAAGAUGAAUUCUUCAGUUUACAUGGUGUGUGAUUUGAAUGUUUGGCAUGCUCGUCUUUGUCAUGUGAACACACGAAUUGUGAAGAAUUUAAGCAAGCUAGGGCAUAUCCCUAAACUCUCAAUGAAUGAAUUUGAUAAAUGUGAUUUCUGUAGCCAAGCUAAAAUAACGAAAACGCCCCAUAAAUCUGUGAGUAGAGAAUCAGAACCCUUAGAUCUUAUUCAUUCUGAUAUUUGUGAACUAGAUGGGACGUUAACUAGGUCUGGCAAGAGAUACUUUAUCACUUUCAUAGAUGAUUGCUCUGAUUAUUGCUUUGUUUAUUUGAUGAAAAACAAAAGUGAAGCCCUUGAUAUGUUCAAGGUAUUUGUGGUUGAAUUUGAAAAUCAGUGCAAUCGAAAGAUAAAAAGACUUAAGAGUGAUAGAGGAUCAGAGUAUGACUCUAAUCCCUUCAAGGAAUUCUAUAGCUCACAUGGUAUCAUUCAUGAAACCACGGCACCAUAUUCACCAGAAAUGAAUGGUAAAGCUGAGCGGAAAAAUAGGACGUUUACAGAAUUAGUCGUGGCUAUUAUGCUCAAUUCUGGAGCUGCUUCUUCUUGGUGGGGUGAUAUUUUGUUGACAGUUUGCUAUGUGCUAAACCGUCUUCCAAAAACAAAUAGAAAAGAAUCACCCUAUGAGAUCUUGAAGAAUAAGCCACCUAAUCUGUCCUAUUUAAGAACGUGGGGCUGUUUGGCCUACGUAAGAAUUCCGGAUCCUAAGAGGAUUAAAUUGGCUAGUCGAGCAUAUGAAUGUGUCUUCGUUGGCUAUGCGGCCAAUAGUAAGGCAUAUAGAUUCUAUGAUUUGAAUGCUCGUACUAUAAUAGAAUCCAUUGAUGCUGAUUUCUUUGAGACACGAUUUCCAUUUAAAACAAGAAAUAGUGGGGGUAAUGUACUACCUACUAUUAGAGAUAACGGAACUAGUGGGGGUGUUGGUUCUGAGGAUGAACUCAGAAGAAGUAAAAGAGCUAGAAUCUCUAAAGAUUUUGGUGAUGACUUUACUACAGUAUUCACCCUCGAAGAUCCAAAAAGUUUGCAGGAAGCAUUAACUUCCGUAGAUGCAGAUUUUUGGAAUGAGGCCGUUAUAGAUGAAAUGGAAUCGUUAGAAGCUAAUAAGACUUGGCAUCUAACAGACUUACCUCCUGGCUGCAAAGUCUUAGGUAAUAAAUGGGUUCUAAAAACGAAACGGAAACCUGAUGGUGCAAUCGAAAGGUUCCGAGCUCGCCUAGUAGUUAAGGGCUACAGGCAGAGAGAGAAUAUAGAUUUCUUCGAUACCUAUUCACCAGUAUCUAGAAUAACAUCCAUUCGUGUAAUGAUUGCUCUUGCUGCCUUGAACAAUCUCGUGGUACACCAAAUGGAUGUUAAGACCGCCUUUUUGAACGGUGAUCUAGAUGAAGAAAUCUAUAUGGAACAACCAGAAGGGUUUGUUAUCCCCGAACAUGCCUCGAAAGUCUGUAAGUUAGACAAAUCAUUAUAUGGUUUGAAACAGGCUCCAAAACAGUGGCAUGAGAAGUUUGACACUCUCGUUCUCUCACAUGGCUUUAAGGUGAAUGAAAGUGACAAGUGUAUUUACUGCAAGUCAGAAAAUAACACUUGUACUAUCAUAUGUUUGUAUGUAGAUGACAUGUUGAUAUUUGGUACAAAUAUUCACGUGGUCAAUGAAGCAAAAGCCAUGUUAAAAGAGAGCUUUGAAGUGAAAGAUCUGGGAGAAGCAAAGUUUAUGCUUGGAAUCCAGAUAACUAGAACAGCAAAUGGUUAUUCUCUAGAUCAAUCUAGCUACAUAGAGAAGAUCUUGAAGAAAUAUAACUAUUUCGACUGUAAACCUGCGUGUACUCCGUAUGAUGCUAGUGUAAAGCUAUUUAAGAACACUGGAGACAGUGUAAGACAAUCAGAAUAUGCUAGCAUCAUUGGCAGUCUCCGUUAUGCUGCGGAUUACACUCGACCAGACAUUGCAUAUGUCGUGGGAUUGCUUGGCAGGUUUAACAGCUGUCCUAGUAGAGAGCAUUGGAAUGCUAUAGAGAGGGUCAUGAGAUACCUCAAGAGAACAGCAAACCUUGGUAUACAUUAUCAAAGGUUUCCUGCUGUACUAGAAGGGUAUAGUGAUGCGGAUUGGAAUACCCUAUCAGAUGACUCCAAGGCAACCAGCGGGUAUGUUUUUAACAUCGCUGGUGGAGCUGUGUCUUGGAAGUCAAAGAAACAAACAAUCAUAGCUCAAUCAACUAUGGAAUCAGAGAUGAUAGCACUAGCAACGGCUAGUGAAGAAGCAAGUUGGUUGAGAGGAUUGUUGUCAGAGAUUCCCCUAUGGGAAAGACCGGUCCCUCCGGUAUUGAUCCAUUGUGAUAGUACCGCAGCUAUCGCUAAAGUUGAGAACCGGUUCUAUAACGGAAAGAAACGACAGAUUCGUCGUAAGCACAGUACUGUAAGAGAACUCCUAACGAUAGGAGCAGUGAGGGUGGAUCAUAUAAGAUCCGAACAGAAUCUAGCUGAUCCUUUGACGAAAGGAUUACCUAGAGAGAAAGUCCAGAAUACCGCCAAGGGUAUGGGACUUAUGCCUACCGAACCACGGACUACAAGUGAUGGUAACCCGACCCAAUAGACUGGAGAUCCCAAGAAAUGGGUUCAAUGGGUAAUAACAAGUCAUGAGUAGUAUGCGAAAAGUUCAUGCAUAGUGAAGCAUGAAUCCCAAAGCAAUGGAGGUUGAGUUAAUAACUCUUAAUGAGGUCUAUACCCUAUGUGGGGUGGAGUACUUUACUUUGGGGGUACUCUUGAUAGACUCACCUAUGUGAAUGUGGGAGUGGGGCUGCUCCCUAUGGAACUUUGGAGGCACAAAGUUGCUAGAGCGUUCACUAAACCAGGGUAACGUGCAUGGCCAUAAACGCACGGGCUAUGAAGAGAAUACAACUCAAUGAAAAGAUCCGGUGUGCUACACUGUCUGAGAAAGGGUUCAAGACUACGAGUCACCCUUAUGAAAUCGGAAGUGUAACUACUACGCUAAGGUUCAAAUCUUCGCGAUACCUUAGCUUAUGCCCGAUCUUAUGGAACUGUUGAUGCUCAGAGAUAGUUUCAAAACUAUUCAAGUGGGGGAUUGUUGGAAAUGUAUAUGAAUGUAUAUGAAUAGCUUUGAAAGCUAUAGAGUCUCUAGUGGAAAAACUACCACAUUGGUAGUUUUACUUGGUGAAAUGUGUAUAAAGAUAGGAGCCUCUCUCCCAAGGGCAUGCCCCUUGGGGUGACCCACUUUUGUGGGAGAGGGAGGACCUAAUGGACCACCACACACGCGCGCCGUCCGUCCGUCCGACCGGCCGGUUGGUUGGUUCACUUGAGACUAUAUAUAUUUUUUUGGAGAAAUUCCGAACGAAAAUAAUUAUUAAUCUGUUAUUCUGAGGUAUAUUCCUAAGGAUAAUCGAUUAAAACGGAAUAUUCGAA